Messenger RNA from Helianthus annuus (common sunflower), 1909 nucleotides. RefSeq lists its product as uncharacterized. The record is from RefSeq and is a predicted model, not a curated record. The transcript is spliced from 3 exons. Bases 154 to 1788 code for a protein of 544 amino acids. Lineage: Eukaryota; Viridiplantae; Streptophyta; Magnoliopsida; Asterales; Asteraceae. Gene Ontology annotation, molecular function: protein binding.
CACAUUUAAAACCCCUCUCUCUCACACACACACCCCACCUCAUCUCUCUCUCUACUCUCUCUCAUCUCCAUCUUCUCCAACAAGCAAAUGAAACAAUAUAACCCCUCAUAAUUCAUUCAUUCUCACCUUCAUCUAUUCACAGCAUCAUCAACAAUGGCAUCAUCUCCUCCUCACGGAUGCCUCCAAAAGAAACACUGGUGGUGGCUCACAAACAAAAAGAUUGCUGACAUGUAUAUAAAACAAGCUAGAUCAUUAUUCGUAUCCAAACAAGAUAACAACAUCGCUUCUGCGAUUAACCUCCUUGAUUCUGCACUCGCUGUAUCGCCUACGUAUGAACCGGCUUUAAAACUGAAAGCUACGGCUCUCCUUCAUCUCAGAAGGUUCAAUGAAGUUGCGGAUAUGCUUCAGGAUUAUAUUCCGAGCAUGAACAUGAUGUCAGAUGAUGCAUCUUCAUCGUCUUCAGAUAAUAACUCGCAACCGCUGGUUAGAGAACGAGUUAAGCUUCUGUCCGAUUCCAAUGACUCGGUUAAUGGAUUGGAGGGAGCGGUUAAGUGUUUUUCGGUGUCUGAUUUGAAGAAGAAAGUUGUUGCAGGUUUUGUUAGAAAUCGGAACAGAGAACAUCAAUGGAGGUACUUGAUUCUAGGUCAAGCAUGUUUUCACCUAGGGUUACUAGAAGACGCAAUGGCACUUCUACAAACCGGAAAACGCCUCGCCUCCGCGGCAUUCCGCCGCGAAAGCAUCUGCUGGUCCGACGACAGUUUCGCCUUCACCGGCGAAACAUUCACCACCAGCAACCAUCCACAUACAACACCACACUCUGAAAACAUCAAUAACCUCCUAAACCACAUCAAACUCCUCCUCCGCCGCAAAACCGCCGCGAUCGCAGCCGCGGAAGCCGGUUUACACGCCGAAUCCAUCAGACAUUUCUCCAAAAUCAUCAACGCCCGUCGUGGAUCGCCUCCACACUUCCUCGCCGACUGCUACAUUCGCCGCGCCAUUGCCUACCGUACCACCGGUAGAAUAACCGAAUCUACAGCGGAUUGUAACCGUACAUUAGCGUUAAAUCCGUCAUGCAUCGAAGCCCUAACCGCGAGAGCCGAGCUAUUUGAAUCGAUCCGUUGUGUUCAUGACUCGCUUCACGACUAUGAACACUUAAAACUUAUUUACAACUCAAUUCUCCGUGACCGGAAACUCCCCGGUCCGGUAUGGAAGCAACAAAAAGUUAGUUACAAUGAAGUUCCUAACAAACUCCUAACAAUUUCAACUAAAAUUGAAAAACUAAAACAAAGAGUUGCAAAGGGAGAAACUAGAAAUGAUGUUAAUGAUGUUGAUUAUUAUGCGUUAUUCGGGGUGAGAAGAGGUUGUUCACGAUCCGAAUUGGAGCGAUCACAUUUGUUACUAACCAUUCGUUACAAACCCGAUAAGUUUUUAAAUUUUGUUGAGCGGUGCGAGUUUGUAGACGCGGGUGAUGUAGAAUUGGUUAAGGAGCGCGCGCGAGUGUCCGGUUUGUUAUUGUAUCGGUUGAUUCAACGGGGGUAUACGAGUUUGAUGAGAAUAGUUUUGGAUGAAGAAGCGUUAGAGAAACAAAGAAUGAAGGUUAAACAUGAUGAGCUUCAACAACAAUGUGUUGAAAUGGUAACAAUGAGGAACAAUAAUAGUGAUAAAAUUGAGAAGAAGAAUGUGUUUCAAGGGGUGUUUUGUAGAGAUAUUGCAGUUGUUGGGAGUUUGUUGUGUCAAACAGGGUUUAAUCAUCCAAUUCAAGUGAAAUAUGAGGGUUUAAGCUGUUAGAUUAUCAUUAUAAAAUGGUGAUGUACAAAAUGGGUGGUAGUGGUGGUUUAUUGUGGGGAAAAUUUUUCCAAUUUUGUCAGCAAUUGUCUCUAAUAUAUGUGUUAUUUUAUUAUUUUAUUUA